AUGGCUCCAGUAGACACUUUAUCUUUCAAAUGCGCUCUUGUCACGGGUGGAGGAGGUGGUUUAGGUAAGGCCAUGGCCGCCGAUCUCAUCAAGAGAGGGAAGAAAGUAUUCAUCGCUGGACGAACGGAAGAAAGUCUGGUGAAAACAGCAAAAGAGAUAGACGCUACUGGAUAUUACGUUCUGGAUACAGGAGAUAUCCCUUCUAUAUCUUCCUUCGUUUCAAAGAUCAUCAGUGAACAUCCUGAUUUGGACUGCUUGAUCAAUAAUGCUGGUGUGCAACGACCUUUACAAGUUCUAGGACCGGAUUAUGAGUUCAGUCUUGAUUCAGCUGAUCAAGAGAUUGAUAUCAAUGUCAGAGGACCACUCCAUCUUUCAGUCAAGCUCAUACAAGAUCAUUUCAGUAAAUUACCGGAUGGCGCCGUCAUUAUGAACGUCUCCUCCGUUCUUGGUUUCGUCCCGUUCAGCGUCAUCAACCCGGUCUACAACGCUACGAAAGCAUGGGUACAUUUCUAUACGACCAAUCUCCGUCAACAACUGGCACGAGCAGACAGUAAGAUCAAGAUCGUGGAAGUAGUCCCUCCUCAAGUCGAAUCAGAUCUUCAUCGUGACAGAUCAGAUCCAGAUGAUAACAAGAAGAAAUCUGGCGCAUCAGCCCUAUCAAUAGAGGAGUUCAUGAACGAUGUCAGCAGAGGUUGGGAGGCCAAUGAAGAUACAGUCUCGGCUGGACCAGGAAUAGGUAUGACGAAAUUAUGGGAUGACGUUUUCGGCAGCAAAUUACAGGCUAUGGCUAAGUGA
This is a messenger RNA of Kwoniella shivajii, 795 nucleotides long. RefSeq lists its product as uncharacterized. The transcript is spliced from 2 exons. Gene Ontology annotation, cellular component: membrane. The coding region runs from base 1 to 795 and encodes 264 amino acids. The record is from RefSeq and is a predicted model, not a curated record. NCBI's taxonomy places the organism in Eukaryota, Fungi, Basidiomycota, Tremellomycetes, Tremellales, Cryptococcaceae.